CCGAUACCAUCUGUAAUCGCCAUAAUUCGAUAUACACGACCGCUCAUCCGAUUAUGUGGUGAAUUCGCGAGCUCGCAUCGACGUCGCGCGGCCGGGGGUGUCGAUGUCUGGUGCAAGCGGAUAGUCAGACAAGUCAUGGAGUACGGGUACUUGAGCGGGGCCGGCGGCGGGUUCGACGGCGGCUGCCUGGGCUCGGGCGGCGGCGAGCUGUCGUGGGGCGAGCUGGCGUCGUGCGGGCAGAUGUCGCAGGCGGCCUACCGCUACCAGGGCAUGCGCUACCAGCCGCCGCCGCCGCAGUGCGCGCGCCCGCAGGACGCCGCCAUGAGGAACCACCACAUAUUCCCGCCCGCGAUGAAUCUGCAACCGGGUCUUCCAUACAAAGUAUAUGGCGGUCACGAAGGCUCGCUAACGGAAAAGCGCAAACAGCGAAGGAUUCGAACAACGUUCACUUCGGCGCAGCUCAAAGAGUUAGAACGAGCGUUCCAAGAGACGCAUUACCCCGACAUUUAUACGAGAGAAGAAAUAGCCAUGAAAAUCGAUCUCACUGAAGCUAGAGUACAGGUAUGGUUUCAAAAUCGAAGAGCAAAAUUCCGGAAACAAGAACGUUUGGCGCAGCAGAAAGCCGGCGAGGCGCCGAUAAAGGCUGAAGGCAAACGGGACAAGCCAGGCUCGCCCGCCACCUCCCCGCACCCCGCCUCCGCGCCCGCGCAGCCUUCGCACCACACGCUACCGCACCUAUCACCUCCCGACUUGAAACCCAUCACCUCUGCAGCCAACAAGCUAUGCGAAGAGUUGAACGGCGUGGGCGGGGCCGAGUCAGUGAGCAGCAUGAGCGGCAAGUGGACCGGAGGCUGCGGGCUGCUGCGCCAGCCCUCGGGCUUUCCCCUCCUCGGCGUGGCGCCCCCCAACUACCUGCUGUCCGACCACCUCGGCACCCUCGCCAAAACGAACAACCAUCUUUUCUAAUGGUCACAACUAUUCUAAAACUUUAAUCAAUCUCCUAACCACGGCCUGAAGGCUCAUUCUGUAACGAUGCUUUUGUAACUCGACAGUGUGUCUCGAACUCAUCUCUAUCUAUCACCGUCUAAUCCCAUACUAAAGAUAGAGAGAGAUAAGGCAAAUUCGAAGCUCACUCUAUCGAAUUACAAAAACAUCGUUGCAGUAUAGCGCUACUGUUGCCAAGUUACACGUCUUUUUUUCUACAAGCGCUAACGCUUUGAAAACUAAACAUGCGUAUGAUAUAUCCCAUUGAUGAUUGAUCACGUGAUCUAUCGAUUACGAAUGUCAUCCCCAUACAUAUUUUAGCUAAGCCUUAGCGAUUGUAGAAAUAGAAUUUAAGUGUAACUUGGCUACAGAUCUGUAGGCUUACAAUGCGCACCACGUGAUAUCUCGUCAUGACAAAAAGACAUAACCUGUAGCGGCGACAUCCAAAAUAUUCUGUUCUAUUAUUGCAACGAAAUAGAGAGCAUUAUUUUCGUUUUCGUCGCUAUUGGUCGAUAAUAUCUUUUUCUUUUCUCGAAGAUAUCGUUGACGCAAAAGCCUACAAGCCAGGAUCCUAAAACGGAGUUGAAAUUCCCAAGUAGUCAAUGACACUUAAGUGAUAGUGAAUGUUUUCUAAGUGACAAAAACUAAUAGAAGUGAACUUUAUAACUUAGUGAAUAUUUAAAGUGAAACAUUCCAAGUGCCAAACAAUUGUGUCCAUUAAGUAUAGAUGACUCGCAAUAUAUUCAAUUAUAUCAAUAGGUGUUCUAAUCGGGAGUGAAUUUGUAAACAAUGUUCGCACUCCAUAAAAAGUGAUGUUUACAUUUUUAUGAUCAUGAUAUUUGUCAAUCUCAUUACAAAAUGCAUUUUGCUUUUUAAAAAUUUUGUUGUGUAUUUAUGUAACUUAAUAUGUAUUGCGAUACCUUGUGCAAAUUAUAUAUAAUUUACUGAGAAAAAUUUCUUGCAUUUAAUGUUAAGUAGUUUGGUUUAAUUUAUAUUGAAAGAACGUAAUACUUGUGUGGGAUGAUUUUUAAACCGUCGGCGCCAUUAAAUUGCCGCUUGGAUCUGUAUCUUAAUGCGGUGAUAAAUCACCUGCUUACCGCACCUGUAAUAUACCCGGGGAAUAAAACUUUAGUGUCUAGGAACAUAUGAAUGAGUGUCGAGAAUGUAAAUAUAGUCUUGUAUACGCUAACUGGAUUUAUACGAUAAGUGUAACCGUUUGAAUUUUCUAGCUAUUAGUGUAAACCAGUAAAGGAGACUACACACUUGUAUAAUAAUACUGUGUUUGCUGUAUACUAUUUUAGGAAUCGCUGCAACUUGAUGGGUUUGAACGAGCGAAGCUUUGCCGGUACACAUGAUAGUGACCCGUACUCAUCGUAAUAUGAGUACUGUACUAUAAUUGCACUCACUAAAAGAUCACUAAUUAUUCAUUCACAGUCUUAAAUUUAACUAUUUUAAAAGGGUAUUGUAGAAAUUAUGAUAUUAUCUACGAAACAUUAUUUAUAGUUUGCAAAAUUGAAAGUUUUUUCUAUACUAAAGAGGUAAAGUUUGUGGUGUUAUAGGAGGUAAUCUCUGGAUCUACUAUACCGAUUUUGAUGAUGAAAUUCUUAUACCACUUGAAUAAAAAUUUUCAACAAAAUCGGUUUAGUAGAUCCUUUUAUUUAUUAGUGUCAUAUGCUAUAUUUUAUGCCCAUGUUCUUACGGGAACGGAAACUACGCGGUAUAUAUAAAGGUAGAAUCACAACCAUAACCAGCAUAUCUAUCUACGCUAGCUUUAAAACUGCACAAAUAAUAAUGCUAUUUGCAUUAGGAUAAUUUGUUAGUGUGUUUGAGUUAUUUACACAAACUUCAGAAGCGAUAGUCCAUAAUUCUCUUCAAUGUAUGUGUAUGUGUAUGUUUUAUUUCUAUGUUCAAAUAAUAUUUACUACGUGUAAACUGAAAAUGAGGAUGCCACGGCUUCUAGCAGUUCUAGGACAAGGAUGACGCAAGCAUGUUACUUUAUGUUCUGGAUAGUAUGUAGUCUCCUUUAUACCUUACUGAUUUUAGCAGGCGACUGCGUUGUGAUAAGAAAUAGUUUAUAAUUAAAAAAAUACGAUCUAGUCAAAAUAAAAGUAAUAGUCAAUUUAAUUUACAUUGAAUUAUGUUAUAAAUUUAAUUUAUCAGAGAUUUAUUUAUAUUUAUAGUAAGUGGACGGUAUUUUAUAAUGUUGUUUACGUACUAACAACAAUGCAAUGGAGCCAAACAGUGUUGUAAAUAUGUAAACUCUUGUAAAUAUGUAUCAUGCAUUGUAGUGUUGUACCCUGAGUGUAUGUAAUAUUACCGAAGAGUAUGUGGAGGGUGUUUUAAUAAAAAAU
Molecule: messenger RNA, 3335 nt
Organism: Bicyclus anynana (squinting bush brown)
Lineage: Eukaryota; Metazoa; Arthropoda; Insecta; Lepidoptera; Nymphalidae
Product: paired mesoderm homeobox protein 2B-like
Exons: 4
Coding region: 136-966 (276 amino acids)
Biological process (GO): regulation of transcription by RNA polymerase II
Molecular function (GO): DNA-binding transcription factor activity, RNA polymerase II-specific; RNA polymerase II transcription regulatory region sequence-specific DNA binding
Source: RefSeq, a predicted model, not a curated record